Ornithodoros turicata is the source of this 7934-nucleotide messenger RNA. It is a transcript of the gene Dora, whose product is annotated as zinc finger SWIM domain-containing protein 8 homolog. Bases 541 to 6108 code for a protein of 1855 amino acids. The record is from RefSeq and is a predicted model, not a curated record. Gene Ontology annotation, molecular function: zinc ion binding. Lineage: Eukaryota; Metazoa; Arthropoda; Arachnida; Ixodida; Argasidae. The transcript has 26 exons. Gene Ontology annotation, cellular component: Cul2-RING ubiquitin ligase complex.
CGAUGUUUGGACUUUGCGCAACUUGAUCCUUGUAUCAACAUCCCCCUCGAACGCUUGAGGGGCUGCCAUCUUUCUUUUUGAUUUGGAUGUGCUAUCGCUUAGCAUGAAGAAAUUUCAAGGUAAACAAACCUUAGCAGUGUAAAUAAUCAGCUUGUAAUCACGUAUUUAUUUCAUCGAACAAACUAUGGUAGUUCAAGGUAUAACUCCGUGUUCAUCUGGCACUAGUUGACGGCUCUCAAAUAUAGAUUUGCAGCACCUAAAACUGAGCGGCUUGAAAAAGAAAAAAAAAGAAAUGGGCAGCUGAGCCCAGGACAGCUGACAACAACGGAUCGGAUAAUAUUAUUCAUAUUUCGGCUCUGGAGGACUUCCAAUUCUGUGUUUUGUUUCUGCGAGUGAUCUCAGGCUUGCCGACGAACACUCAACAGUACUGCUUUCGAGAUGGAUUCGGGAUUUGUGAUGGAGAAGUGCUCGGAUUCAACUCUGGACGUAUAAAUUUUCGUGAGCCGCUCCAGAUAGACGCCUCGGAUAUCAGGCGUGGUAAUGUUUGACUGGGAAGAAGGGGACCGAUUUUCCUUCGAGGACAGCGACCGUUUUGAAGAAGAUUCUCUAUGCUCCUGGAUCAGUGAGCCCGAAAGUUUGUGCAAUAACUGGAGAGGUUGGAAACGACCGAAUGGGAACCCAUCUCACGCUGCUGCCCACGGCGGUCAUUGUCGUACCAAAGCAUCUGAAGGAGGUCAGGUGUUGCCUCUGGUGGAAUUGGUUGCCCGAGAGGUAGCAGCACACAUUCCCUUCGAGGUUGUGGAGCAUGUCUACCCCCCAGUGCCCGAACAGCUCCAACUGCGAAUUGCAUUCUGGAGCUUCCCAGAAAAUGAGGAAGACAUACGGUUAUACUCAUGCUUGGCUAAUGGAAGCCCAGAGGAAUUCCAAAGAGGCGAACAUCUUUUCAAGGCUAAAGCAACAAAGGACUUGCUUCAGAUUGGUUUUCACCUAAGCGCAACUGUGCAUACACCUCAGAGCCUGUCAGUGUCCAAGGGGUCAUACAAUGUGGCAGUAACAUUUGAUCGUUGCCGUAUCACCUCCUGCAACUGCACUUGCAAUAGUACUGCAUCGUGGUGCUCCCAUGUGGUUGCUGUAUGUCUCCACAGGAUACACCAGCCCAAUCAGGUUUGCCUCCGAGCUCCUGUGUCGGAAUCUCUGUCCAGGUUGCACAGGGAUCAGCUCCAAAAGUUUGCACAGUACCUCAUCAGUGAACUUCCCCAACAGAUAUUGCCUACUGCGCAAAGGCUACUGGACGAGCUUCUGUCAAGCCAGCAGACGGCCAUCAACACCCUGCGUGGUGCUCCAGAUCCAACAGCUGGUGCGUCAGCGUACGAGCAGACAACAUGGUGUCUGGAUGAAGCAACACUCCACGAGAACAUCCGCAAAAUCUUGAUCAAGCUCUGUCUGCCAUCACCCAUUGUCUUCAGCGACGUUAACUACCUGUCAUCGACGGCUCCACCGGCCGCGUCGGAGUGGUGCAGCCUACUGCGACCACUGCGCGGACGCGAGCCGGAGGGAAUGUGGAACCUUCUGUCAAUUGUGCGAGAGAUGUUCCGAAGAGCGGACCGGAAUUCUAUUCCUCUAUUGCAAAUACUCACGGAAGAAGUGCUGGCAUGUGAACAGAUUCUCUGCUGGUGGUUCAAUACCAAGGUGUCUUUGCACACGGGCUCUGGUGGACAUGGGGGACGUGGGAGCGUCCACAGUAACACUCAUUCCUCUCAGCAUGCAUGCAGCAGCCUCUGCGAUGAGAUUGUGGUGCUCUGGAGGCUAGCAGCCCUCAAUCCUGCACUUUCACCACAGGACCGGCGAGCCUUCUUUGGCCAGCUGAGCGAGUGGCACGUGAAGACCCUAGAACGUGUGUGCAAAGUGCGUGCCACUGGGAAUGGCAACGGCACAGUAGGGGGACCUGGUGGCCCCAGUGUAGCCAGGAGAUCAGACUUGGAAGUGUUUCCUGGAUUCAAGCCGGCCCUGGAAGCGUGUCUUCUGGACUGGACGGACUAUCCGAUUGAGAGCGUCACCUACGCUGAAGGUGGAGCUUGUAGAUGGUAUUCUCCAUACAUGCACACCCGCCUACUGGAGCACAACUCCAGAGAACAGAGUGGAGGCAGUGGAGACUCAGUCGGAGGGGACCAUACUUCUAUGGCGUGCAGAAGGGGGCGUGCCGUUGAUGUGGGCUCUGGCACUCACCUGCCAGAGCGCAAACCUACACACGUGUUAUGUAGUACUGGGCAUCAUCAACUGUUUCCGUUAGUUGCAGCUGCACAAGCCGCUCAUGAAGCAUCUCACGGAGGGGGAAGCAACCGCAGUUCCCUGAGUUCGGAAGGAUUCUGCGAGAAUGAAAACGACGGCGGAGAGUUUGUUUUACCCACUGUAGCAGACUGUUCGAGGGCUUACGACGCAGCCAUGAACUGCAGCAGUACUCCGAAAGGCAGUGCAACCUUAACACCUUCUGGCUUGAGCGACCUAGAGGGCGCUGGUGGCGAGAAACUCUCGUCACCAGAUGAGGCUGACUCAGAUUGGUCUGGCCCACGCGAUGGAGCUCCGGCGGGAGACAACGGGAUGCUGAGAGGUGAGGAACGCGGUCAAUCUGGUGAUGAGUGUUACAUAUACUACUUCAACCCACAAGCCAAGGCAUCUGCGACUCCCGAGAAGCACAAGGGUGAGGGCAAGCAAGGUGACGCAGAAAAGCUGCCAGUGCAAGUCAAGAAGAUUGAGGAUCAGUUUGAGAUCCUGUUUGCCAGGGCGGAAGCUCUGCACGCACAUGGUCACACGCAGGAGGCCUGUAAGCUGGCCGUACGCCUGGCUGAGGAACUCCUAGUUCAUCCUCCGGUAUUUGAGGUGGAAGGCAGCACGUCAACUCCACAAGUAGGCAAAGGAGCAGGGAAUCGCAGAAACAGGAGAUUCAGCCCUGCUUGGCAUCAGGUGAGUUUGCUAGCCUCGGCAACUUUAGCCAAAGCUGCAUUCCUCUGCCAAGUCUUGGGGGAGAACCAGGAGCACCAUCACCUGGCCUUCAGAAUCGGACUGUUUGGUCUAGAGAUGGCACGGCCUCCGGCGUCUACAAAAGCUCUCGAGGUCAAGCUGGCCAACCAGGAGCAAGACUUGGUCCUACUGCUUAAAAAGAUUCCGCUAGGAGACGCAGAACUCAAUGACAUCCGUGAGAAGGCAAAGGCGCUUUGUGACCACAGGCUCCAAUCGCGCGGAGAUGCAUUGCUGCCCUUGAUGUUGUCCAGCUAUAUAUUUGAUGCCUUGGUGCUUUCCAAAAACAACACUAAAGGAGCACCAAACCCUGGUACUAAGUUGCCAUCAGAUGAGAUGCUUGGAUUUGAAGCUGCCGUUGCUGCUUUAGGUUUGAAAGCCAACGUUUCAGAAGCAGAACAUCCUUUGCUGUGUGAAGGAACAAGGAGGCAGCGUGGAGACUUGAGCAUAACUUUGCUCGUUGUCUACAAGGACGAUCAAGAGAAACUAGCUAAGAUUAUGGAUAAGUUACUGGACAAGGAGGUACACCAGAUGUACAAGAGCCCACCUCCCAGCUUCUAUUACAGUUCUUCGACUCCACCAAUGGCUAGUACACCGUCCACAGCCGACAGCAUGGCUGCCACGCCCCGGAGCAGUGGCCAAGCAGAUGACCAAGGCAGCAGUGCUGGGUCUCUGGCUGGGUCCAGUUCAAGCAAUGGAAAUGGCUCUGGAAAGGGUGGACAUGCAGGACAGGAUGGAGGGGCAGAUAAAGAAGUGUCUCACGAGCCUGGGGAGGAUUAUGGUGCUGGGGGAACGGGCGAAUGCUUAGGUGCACAUGCAGAUGGACAGCCGCCUCCUGGAGGCCAGACAACCAUGCCAGAACAUGGCAAUGGGGCUCGAGCAAAGGUGUCACAUCGCCACGGAAGCAGGUUUUCUGGUGAUACUGGAGAUCGUAGUGAAGGUGCUUCAAGCCCUGGCUGGGAAGAAGACUUCAAAGCGUGGGAAGCCAAGUUUCGGUGCACCAAUUUCAGGACUACCAAAAAGCAUUCUGCUGGGAUGGCAAGUAUUGACAGCAGCGCUCCUGAAACGACAUCAAGUGACAACUCUCCAACUGUGGUGCGCCGUAGUACAUGGGGUCGCCCCUGUGGUCCAGGCAGUGACAGCGGCAGCAGCGGUGAAAGUAGCGAUUCUGUCGUCUCUAGUUCAUCGGGAGACAAAGCCACCAGGACCAAGCCUAGGGAUGCAGACAGCCCACCACCAGCUCUGGCCUUGUGUGCGGCAUCAUCUUCCAACUCUCGUUUCCCCGGGUCUCUCGUGGGAGAGGCAAGCCGGGGAGUGUCAGGAGUUCGCCCUGGCCCACCUCCCAAGCCUCCGAGCCGACUGAAGGGCAAGAGGGCCUGCCCGAGCCUUCCCAACCAGCCGAGCGAGGCAUCGGCCCACUUCAUGUUCGAGCUAGCCAAGACUGUCCUGACCAAGGCCGGUGGCAACUCCAGCACGGCGGUUUUGUUCACCCAGCCCUCGGCCAGCCAGAACCACCGGGGGCCUCACAGGGCGCUCCACAUGUGUGCCUUCCAGAUUGGACUUUACGCCUUGGGGCUACACAAUGCUGUAUCUCCCAACUGGCUCUCUCGAACCUACUCUUCUCACGUUUCUUGGAUCACAGGUCAAGCUAUGGAGAUUGGUAGCAGUGCACUCAUGUUCUUGAUGGACACAUGGGAGGGUCAUCUGACCCCACCCGAGGUGGCGUCCCUGGCAGACAAGGCUUCUAGAGGACGCGAUCCAGCUAUGGUGCGAGCAGCAGCGCAGCUGGCCCUCUCUUGCUUGCCACAUGCCCAAGCACUCAACCCCAAUGAGAUCCAACGUGCGCUGCUGCAGUGCAAGGAGCAGUCUCCCUCGCUGCUUGAACGAGCUUGCCUUGCAGUCGAGUCUGCUGCCAAGGAUGGCGGUGUUUGUCCGGAAGUACUGUUUGACGUGGCCCGCCGCUGGUACGACUUGUACGAAGAGAGCCAACAAGGCAUUGGUGACCCUCCCGUUGUGCAAGAUGGAGGACCCCUGGACGCUAACUUGCAAGUGUCACUGGCCGCACCAAUGGGCCCCUCUGUUCCCACUUCGGAAAGUGGAGCCCCCGAGACGCCACCCCUCUUCGUGGUAGAGGGUCUGGCACCCACACAGCCUCAACUCUCGGUCGUUCCACCCCUCUCCUAUCCUCUUCCAUACCGUGCACCUCCUUACCCUUACCUCGGUGGUGUGCACUCUUUCCACCACCCCCAUCUGUCUGUACAAUAUCACCCAGCCUACCUGCCAGGUCCACCGGCGUACCACUACCCCACACUGGGCAAUCAUGCGCAGUUCUACGCUGCCACCACAGCAGCCAGGCACGUGCCACCCCCUCCUCCCCCCGUGUACACCCACCAGAUGAUAGGCGUCCACAUGGCCCCUGUCGCGAGGGCGGUGCUUCCCAUGGCUCCGCCUCCUCCGGCUCCACCUCCAACGGCUGUUGGACAAGCACAUCAGGUGCAGAAUUCAAUAUCUCAGCUGAACCAGACACAGCUCAACUACCUCUUAUCAGCAUAUCGUGUUGGUCUGCUUGCCAUGGAGACCCUGGCUCGCAGGGUGCACGACGACCGACCUCAAGCAAAGUAUGCCCGCAAUCCCCCCUACGGGGAAGAUGUCAAGUGGCUCCUCCGGGUGGCAAAGAAGCUUGGCACCUCCUACUUACAAGAGUCCUGCACCUGCACAGUGAACAGUGUAGCCAGCCCCUUUGUGUUAUACGAGAUUGUGGUAGACACAGCUCAUCACCUUGCACGUUCUGGCUCCACUGCUCUCUCAGUGCCUCUUCGAUCUCACGUCCUCACACCUCUUAUUCCUCUCAUUCAAAAGUGCCAGCAAAUGUUCAUCGCAUGCACCCACACCAAGAUGUAUCACAUCACACCAGCCGAGUACGACGAGUUCAUCAGCAUCCUGCGGAAUGCUCGAGAGGCAUUUCUGCUCACUCCUGGGGGUAUGGCACAGUUCAUGGAGCUGGUGCAGAGCUUGCGGCGUUCCAAGUCAUGCAAGAAAGAGCUGUGGCAGCGCAUCACCAAUGCCGUGGCCACCAACCCUCCCACCAUAUGACGGCACGACGGCCUUCUAGGUCGUACAAAUUGAAAAAGAGAUCCUCUUCAGUUCCUUGCACGUGCAACUUUUUCCCAUUUUAACUGAAACCCGCAUUGUUUCAACAUGUCUCCCUUCUGUAGUGAGCGUGUGUGGCGCACACAAGCGACAGCGUGAACACACAGUUUUAUUUCGUGGCAACAGUAUUCGCUGGUUAUGCUCCCUUGCGUUGUCCACUUUUACUGUACAUAGAUGUCUCGACCUUGCUCAAGAACAUGACUAAAGCUGACUCUGAGGGAGGAAAAGUGUUUUUUCCCCCCAUCUUUUUUUUUUUUUGAGGAAAUAGUUUGUUAAAAUGCCUAUCUUUUAUUCAAGGGUGAAUAUGUUUUCUCGCUGAGCCGGUUGCACUGCACGUGGGUUCAGAACCGCAUCAAUGCGAGUGUACAUUUGUGUGUCAACUUCAUUAACGCGAAGGAGUAAAAAAAGAUAAAACCUUGUAUAACAGCAAAGCACCGAGGCGUGCCACUCAACGGGAAGAUCGUUUUCACUUCUCACCUGUACAUUCUUCCACUAGGGGCUCAUCGUGCCUCAACUGAGACAGUCUCAGCCGUUCACAUUCUGCUAAAUCUUAUAGAUCAUUGUACCAUUUGAGACAUCCUCAUCAUUUUGCCUGGUGAAAAGUACACCAUGCUGUAACCACAACAGAGUGUGGAAAGGAAAUUCCAGCCAACCUGAAUUGUGCAGGAGAAGCCCUUCAUCUUGUGUGAGAGGAGAAAGGUAAAAACUGCAAGGCCAGUGCUUCUCAAUUGCAGGAUGAAGCAGGUUGAUAUAGAGUGUAGACUAGCACAGAGUGUCCUCUGCGCACUCUUAAGGUAUUUUUUGACCGUAUCAGUGCUCAAGUUUGUGCAGUUUCUUUUUUCGGUCGUCUGGUGAUGUUCGUUACUCUCCAUUGUUGUCUGUUGUUGUUGUUGUGGUGAUACAUAUGUUCGAAGUAUUUCAUAGUGGACCUUGGAUAGACUCUUUGUUUUGUUCAUUGCUGCUAUUAGUUACGUGGACAUAUACAUACUCAUACCAUGCAUGUGAGUGAAGUCCAUUUGCACACAAGUAGUGUUGGCGCGCCAUCUUGUUUCGUGUCGUACUUCGUCAUUCGGCAGCAUGGUGGGCGGAAGCGCUUGCCCGUGCUGCACAUGUAUUUUCACACUUCCCCGGUUAGCCAUUUGCCUCGAAACAUUUUGGCACUGCUAUGUGUUAAAACUUCACACUUCCACAGGGGGGUCUUGGUUCAGAAGCUUCACUUAUUGUGGAUAGUAUUUCCUUAAAAUAAAGAGUUUAGCUAAAUUUGGUACUAAAACAGAAAACUGGGAAUAGUUGAAGGAACAGAUUAAGAAUACUUGUUGAUUGGUUUCACAAGAGAUUAUCUUAUGACUUACGAUUUUCCUUCUUUUUUUUUUUUUUUUAAUACAUGUGGUAGGUUUGCCUUUGUGCCAAAAAGGCUAGCAUGACAGCACAGCAGUGUUUAUUUUGUAAUUUUCAGGAUUCAGCAGGAUUGCAUCCCGUCCACAGGUCUAUCCUUUCACAGUCUGCUGAUCAUGUUUUGUCUGGUUGCAUUUGCAGAAGGGGAAAAGUGUAAAUGUAAAAUGCAUGCAUGUUUUGCAAUGUUCAUGAUGAAUCUAUGUGCAGGACCUGCAUUCAAUGUGGUUAUGUGAUACAACUUAUUUAUAAACUUCUUUAAUCCGUAUGCUUAUCCCCCUUUUGCUACCAGCUUGAAACAUGCUAGCGCAUAAUUGACUCUCUUGUCAUCUGUCGGUGUCUUAGAGUCUCAUCUUAGAAUAAAUUUUUCUAUGUUA